CGGCUGGAUUUUCUUCAGAGAGGUAGCUGGUCUGGAGGCAGUGCGUGGGCGGUGAGGGACUGCCAGGAACCUGGCUGUGGUCCGGCCUAGCAGGCGGGCUCCCGUUGAGUGGCAGCACAGCUCUGCCUGUGCAGGGCAGGCCGGGUUGCCCAAUUGGUCACACUCCUGUCCAGCUUGCUUCGGGGCUGUCACUCAGCUGUUCCUCUCGUCAGUUUCUUCUUUGCCAUUUUGUUCAAACAGCUGCCUUGAUCCCAGCCCCUCUUCCCCGCCGUCCUUCCCCGACCUCCGGUCUUGCCUGCGCACCGCAAGGACAGCUUCCCCGGGAGGGACAGGGAGCCAGGGCUAGCGCCCUCCAUUCGCUCCCCCACCUUCGCAGGCUCCGUGCUAGGAGCAACUGCCCACGCCAGGGGCAACUGGACACUUUCCCCCAUGGUUAUACCCUCCAGCAUUGAGGUGCCGCCGCCUCCCGCCAUGCUGCUGGCACUGCAGACGGACUGGGGCAGGAAGGAGCCCGCGUGUUACCUGCCAUCUUCCCGCUGCCACAGGCAGCCAUCCACAGGUGGCAGCAGCAGCAGUGCAGGAUGCCAGCUGCCGCCCGCCAGCCAGCCUGCCUCUCUGGGCGUCUCCCUUCCCACUGAGCCAAACAUGUCGAGCCAGCACGGUCAUGCCCCCUUCUCCAGCAUCCAGUCCAUGGCUGAUCACCCGCAGAUCCUGCCAGACCUGAGCGUCCUGCAGAGGCGAAUCCCCCUGACCUUCCGCGACUCGGCCACGGCGCCGCUGCGCAAGCUCUCUGUCGACCUCAUCAAGACAUACAAGCACAUCAAUGAGGUGUACUAUGCCAAGAAGAAGCGGCGGGCGCAGCAGGUGCCGCCCGAGGACUCGAGCACCAAGAAGGAGCGCAAGGUGUACAACGAGGGGUACGACGACGACAACUACGACUACAUCGUCAAGAGCGGGGAGCGCUGGCUGGAGCGUUACGAGAUCGACUCGCUCAUCGGCAAGGGCUCCUUCGGCCAGGUGGUGAAGGCGUAUGACCACCAUGACCAGGAGUGGGUGGCCAUUAAGAUCAUCAAGAACAAGAAGGCAUUUCUGAACCAGGCCCAGAUUGAGCUGCGGCUGCUGGAGCUCAUGAACCAGCAUGACACCGAGAUGAAAUACUACAUCGUGCACCUGAAGCGCCACUUCAUGUUCCGGAGCCACCUGUGCCUGGUGUUCGAGCUGCUCUCCUACAACCUGUAUGACCUGCUGCGCAACACCAACUUCCGCGGCGUCUCGCUCAACCUCACCCGCAAGUUCGCCCAGCAGCUGUGCACGGCGCUGCUCUUCCUGGCCACCCCCGAGCUCAGCAUCAUCCACUGCGACCUCAAGCCCGAGAACAUCCUGCUCUGCAACCCCAAGCGCAGUGCCAUCAAGAUCGUGGACUUCGGCAGCUCCUGCCAGCUGGGCCAGCGGAUCUACCAGUACAUCCAGAGCCGCUUCUACCGCUCGCCGGAGGUGCUGCUGGGCAUGCCCUACGACCUGGCCAUCGACAUGUGGUCUCUGGGCUGCAUCCUGGUGGAGAUGCACACAGGGGAGCCUCUCUUCAGCGGCUCCAACGAGGCAGAUCAGAUGAACAGGAUUGUGGAGGUGCUGGGGCUGCCACCCCCACACAUGCUAGAGCAGGCGCCGAAGGCCCGGAAAUACUUCGACAAGCUGCCCGAGGGGGGCUGGGCCCUCAAGAAGAACAAGGAGGUCAAAAAGGAAUACAAGGUGCCGGGCACACGGCGGCUGCACGAGGUGCUGGGGGUGGAGAGCGGGGGACCCGGGGGGCGCCGGGCGGGUGAGCAGGGCCACUCGCCCUCGGACUACCUGAAGUUCAAGGACCUGGUGCUGCGCAUGCUGGACUACGAGCCGCGCAGCCGCAUCACGCCCUUCUACGCCCUGCAGCACAACUUCUUCAAGAAGACCAGCGAUGAGGGCACCAACACCAGCAACAGCAACUCCACAAGCCCAGCCAUGGAGCACAGCCACAGCACCAGUACCACCAGCUCCGUCUCCAGCUCGGGCGGCUCCAGUGGCUCUUCCAAUGACAACCGCAACUACCGCUACAGCAACCGCUACUACGCCAGCACAGUCGCCGCCCACACCGACUGCGAGAUGCAGAGCCCCCAGGUACGGCCUCCUAGCCCCCCCGCCACCCACACCGACUGCAAGAUGCAGAGCCCCCAGGUACGGCCUCCUAGCCCCCCCGCCACCCACACCGACUGCAAGAUGCAGAGCCCCCAGGCUCCUCCUCCACAGCAGCAGCCACGCCUCUGGGCCGGGGGGGAUGUCCCGGCGCCGCCCAGCGACGGCUACCCGCCGAUCUUACCUCACAAGCCCACGCCCAGCCAGCCAGCGGCACCGCACUUCCACGGGGCGGGCCCGCACCCGCUCUUCCAGCCGGCUGGGCGCGCCCACUACCACCGCCCGCCCGUCUCACCCCACGGCCCCGAGUGCAUGGAGCUGGGUCCGGGCCCCCGGCACCUGGACUGUGCCCCUUUCGGCUCGUCGGCCUUCCGGACUAGAGCGGCGGUGGGGGGGCGGGUGGGAGAGGUGGGGCUGCCGCUGGCCUACCCCCCCCACCUGCGCAGCCGGGCGGAGCCCGAGGACUCGGCGCCCAUGCUGGGCGUGUGCGUCCCGCAGAGCACAGCAGCCAGCUCUUGAUGACUCCUCAAGCCAUAACGCUCUUAGGAUGCGCUGCCCGGCGGGGGGCGGGCAUGGUGCCCACGGAUGUUCACAGCCCCGAAAGCUGGCGCUGCCCGCCACCCCCACCUCCAUCCCGGGAGCUGGCACUGCCCGUGGCCCCCUUGCCUUGGGAGCUGGCCCUGCCCACCACAACCCCCAGGGGGUGGCAGCACUCAUGGCACCCUGCCCUGCCCCGGAGCCAGCACCGCCCACGGUCCCUGACUCGCCCACCUCCAAGCCACCGCGGCCCUGGCUCUCCCAUAGAGCCAACCCCGUGCCCACAGCCCUCUGCCCUCCCAAGCCAGUGCCACCCCUGCUGUCCCACUGCUUAGCCAGCAGAGCCAGUGCCCCCUGUGGUUGCCUGGAGCUGGCACUGCCCUUGCCCCCCAGAUUCCCCACGGUCCGGAGCUGGCACUGCCCCUCCCUCAUGUCCGUGUGGUUCCUACUGUAAAUGGUUCCUAAUUAACACUGGCUCCCUGGGCUGGGUGGGCGCUGGGGGGCUGCCGGCCGGACAGAGGGUCCCUCUGCACUUCAUGGACUGAUGGCCGGGCUGCCCGCCCCACGUCCAACUGGAAUUGCUGCUAAAACCGCCCCCUGCCCCGGGCAGCAGGGCCCUAGCCAAUAUUUAUAGACCCUGGCCCCUCCCACUGUGGGGAAGGAGCGCCCUGAUCUCUUCUCCCCCACCCAUGUCCUGCUGGGAGAGCCCCAUGUCCCUCUUGCCCUGCCCCACCCUCCUCCCCUCUUGCCCUGCCCCCCCACCCCCGUGUGUGUGGGAGCCCCCCGGGGAUGAGCCCUGUGGUCCGACACCCUGGCACUGGCGUGGCAGCGAGCCGGGCCGGUCGUGUGGCCCCAGCGUGGCCGUGGCUCGUGCUGUACUGUUUGUCUUUAAUUUAUUGUACCAAAGACGGUGCGCGGCUUCCCCUGGAGAGGCUGGAGGGGCUGCCCCGUCGGGCCCUCCCAGCACGGCCCCUGCGCUCGCCGCUGGACCCGGGGCCUCUGCUUUGGAGGGGGUGGUGAAUAAAAUAGUGACAGCAGCU
Messenger RNA from Gopherus flavomarginatus (Mexican gopher tortoise), 3743 nucleotides. Its product is annotated as dual specificity tyrosine-phosphorylation-regulated kinase 1B-like. Gene Ontology annotation, biological process: positive regulation of DNA-templated transcription; peptidyl-threonine phosphorylation; protein autophosphorylation. Lineage: Eukaryota; Metazoa; Chordata; Testudines; Testudinidae. Gene Ontology annotation, molecular function: transcription coactivator activity; protein serine/threonine kinase activity; ATP binding. Gene Ontology annotation, cellular component: nucleus. The transcript has 12 exons. Bases 430 to 2685 code for a protein of 751 amino acids. The record is from RefSeq and is a predicted model, not a curated record.